CUCGUUAUCUGAAGUAUUAUUCUCUCUUUUAUCUCCCAUUUUCAUUUUCAAUUUUCACUUGGCUUGUUAGCGAGCGUUUGCUCCACAUUUCCAGUCUUCCAAAAUUUGCGUGAUGCGUGAAAAAUAUGUGAUUUUGUGAAUUCUAACCUAAAAAAUAAGUUCUCGUGAAAGUGAAGUGUUAAUUAUUAAAUAUAUAAAAAAAAACAAAUAUGUUUGCGAACGGACAAGUCGUAGGAGAUGGCACAUGGGACCUUCGAGUUUUUGUCACGGAUCUUCAAACGGAAAGGUUGAUUCGCGUAAAAGGAGAUGUUCACAUUGGCGGCGUAAUGUUGAGGCUGGUCGAGGACCUAGAAAUAUCGAUGGAUUGGUCAGACCAUGCUUUAUGGUGGCCCACUAAAAACGUAUGGCUUACAAGAACUCGAUCUACUCUAGACCAGUGCGGCGUUCACGCCGAUGCUCUACUCCAUUUUACACCAAUGCACAAAAUUCUGAGAGUACAGCUACCCGACCUUAGGUACCUCGAUAUGCGAGUGGAUUUUUCAAUAAAAACCUUUUCGGCUGUAGCUCAACUAUGCAAGGACCUCGGAAUCAGGCAUCCUGAAGAAUUGUCCCUUUCCAAACCGUUGGAAUACGUUCAUCUAAAAUACAAUUAUAAAGAUAUGCCAAAGAAGAAAUAUGAAAAUGGUACGACUAAAAACGGGCAUUUACCAGCCGAUACGAAUACUUUUAUAGCCAAUACGAGUCCCGGUGGAAGUACGGGAAGUUUGGAUAAAUCUCCUUUCAUGUGCGCGCCCGUUACGCCCUCUAGAGCACCAGCUAGUUCGACGCCAGUUAGCAGUCCGCAGGGAAACGGUACGUGGAAUAGGAAUGGUUUCGACAUGAAUGGCACAUUGAACUAUUCGGGACAUAUACCUAACAGUGCUAGUUUGGAACAACUCGACGGAUCUUUCGAUAACUCUUUGGCGCACAGUCCACCAACUCCUCAUCCGGAGGCUAGGAAGUCUCUCGUUAGACCAAAAUCACUUAUAGAAAAAGCUCGAAUGAAUGUAGCUUGGUUGGAUUCUUCAUUGUCGAUCAUGGAACAAGGAGUUCGCGAGCACGACACGCUUUGUUUGAGAUUCAAAUUCUAUUCGUUCUAUGAUUUGAAUCCUAAAUAUGACGCCAUCAGGAUAAAUCAGAUAUUCGAGCAGGCGAAAUGGCAUUUGUUGAAUGAAGAAAUCGAUUGUACGGAAGAAGAAAUGCUUAUGUUUGCCGCAUUACAGCUACAAGUGAAAUUACAAGCGAACCAACCUCAACCUCAUCUGGACAACGGAAGCACUCCUUCGCCCGUCGAAGAUGACAUAGACGCCGCUCUAAAUAACCUCCAAACGACCUUAGAAGGUUCGAGUAUCAGUACUUUUUCUAACGACAUCACCCAAGUGCCGGAAUUGAGAGACCAACUUAGAUUUUUAAAACCGAAACGUUUUACACUUAAAGCGUACAAAAAAUAUUGGUUCACAUGUCGUGAUCUGCACCUAUACAUGUACAAGAGCAGGGAAGAUAUGCUCAAUACGCAAAAUCCAGUUUUUAACGUCAAUUUGAAGGGUUGCGAAGUCACCCCCGACGUUAAUAUAAUGCAGAAUAAAUACGUUAUCAAAUUAGAAGUGCCAAGCUCAGAAGGAAUGUCCGAAAUGUAUAUAAGAUGCGACGAUGAAACUCAAUAUGCUAGAUGGAUGGCAUGCUGCAGAUUAGCAGCAAAAGGUAGAUCAUUGGCAGACAGUUCGUAUGAAACUGAAAAAAAGACAAUUCUAGACUUCUUGCAUCUACAGAAACCUUCCAUACAACCCGUCAUCAAUCCAAACAACCUAGAUUUACAAUUGGAAGAUUAUAUCGCUCCGAAAUAUUUAAAAAAAUCAAAAGCAAAAUUAACUCAGAGGAUACUAGAAGCUCACGCGAACGUCAAAGAUCUGAGCCUGAUAGACGCCAAGAUGAAUUACAUCAAAGCCUGGCAACUUCUUCCCGACUACGGCGUCACUCUCUUCGUCGUAAAAUUCAUGAAUUCCAAAAAAGAAGAAUUAUUAGGUGUCGGUUACAACCGCAUAAUGAAAAUGGACAUAAAUACCGGCGAUCAUCAAAAAACUUGGAGGUUCAAUACCAUGAAAGCAUGGAACGUCAAUUGGGAAAACAAACAUAUGAUGGUGCAAUUCGAAGAAGAAAAUAUCGUUUUUAGUUGUUUGUCCGCCGAUUGUAAAGUCAUACACGAAUUUAUCGGCGGUUAUAUUUUCUUAUCGACCAGAUCUAAAGAUGCCAGUCAAACGCUUAACGUAGAAUUGUUCCAUAAAUUGACUGGUGGAUGGUCCUAGAUUAUUUAAAUCAGUGCCUUUAAUGGAAAUGUGUCAAUUAACAAUUAUUUUUAUCCCUUCAGUAGACCUUCUCAUUGAGUAGAUAUAUAUAUAUAUACGUCGCUCCAAAAUGGCCCCGAGGAUUUUUUCUUAGAACAUUAGUUUCUUAUAUCACCCAGUAUAAAUAGUCAAGGCUCGAAGCCAAUUGUUUGUAUUGGGUAAACAUUUUCUUUUCUUCGGAUUAGAUUUGUCGGGAUGUAUAUUUGACAUUUAUAAGUUGUGUUAGGGCUCAGCUGUUGAUUUCCGAUGCCUUUGCUUUGUUAUGCAAUUUCUUCAACCAUUUUUUUCUCCGACAAGAUGGUGUAGAGUAUUGAAUGCUUCAUAGAAUACUAAUAAAGCGAUACUCUCUGCAAAUAAUAGUCUUGGAACAAAUUUUAAUGAUGAUACUUUUGCAUUACUGUCCCACAACAGAAAUCGAUGUGUCCCAAGUAGAUUUUUCCCAUUUAGGACAUAAUUUCAUACAAAUAUUGUUUGUUUUCAUGGUUAAGAAGGCUUGUGCCCCAUUGUAACUCUCUGGUUUCCAUUUAUUUACAUGUUAUAUAGGUCGUUUUUCCCUUUUAGAGCAUAUUUGCAUACAAUUUUUGUUGUCUUAUUAUUAGAGAGUCUUGGGUCUCGUUGGAAUUCUCUGGAUUCCAUUUCUUUUAAUGUUUUAUAGCUCCCCUAUCAAAAAUCGAGUGUCCCAAGUGUAUUUUUUCCAUUUCCCAUUCUUCGUCAAUUAAAAAAAAUAAUUUCACUUUAACAAUAAGUCACUUUCGUUCUCAUCAUUUCACAUCUUGUAUCCUUUUAUUCCUUGUGAUCCACUAUUGUAGCUCCAAGUUGUCUAAAUUCUUCAAUUAUCUUAUAUAAGUUAUGUUUGUCGAUGGUAUUAUUCAGUCUCUUAGGUUACCAUUCCUGAUAUCAUUGAUGAUAUUCAUAUUGAACGCACUGUUUACUACCUCUACAGCAAUAAUUAUAAUUAAAUAGUUUGGUAUUUAAAACCCGAUAUGAACCAGUGAUUUUUGGAAGGCUCAAAUUACCAAUUAGUCUAAUAGUGUGUGGCAGUAAACAUGAUUUCAAUAUAUAUAAUAUAAUUAAUAACAAUUACAUUAUCUGGUCCUUCAAGCCGGGUAUAACGACUUAAAGAAGGCUCCAAGGAUCAGAUUCUACUUCUAUCAACCAACUAGUAGGAUUAAAAUAAUUUUUUUAAACGAGAAGGUUUACUGUUGGUUUUUAAAUUUUUUAAUAAUGUCUAAUGCCAGAAUCUAAUCAACUAAUAUUGACUUUUGGCAUUGCUUUUAAUGACAUUGUUUUACAUUAUGUCGAUUUUUGUAAAUAAUAUCGUCAGUAUUUCGUUAUGGGUCGAGUUAAAUUCAUACUAUGAAGAUGCACACCGUAUUUUAUAGGGUUUGUUCCGAAUUGUAUAUGAAUAACGAAAACUUGAGGUUGAGGUAAAAAAAUUGUGUUUCAAAAAAUAUUCGAUAUUGGACAUAUUUCAAAACUGUAUUCGUAAAUUUUGACAUCACACGGUAUAGUUUUUUCAAACUGAGGUGGAGUUAUCUCAGUAAUAAUAACCUCGACCUAUAUUGGUCGUGAUUCACCUCGAGGAUCAUUGUGGUACCCUUUAUUUUUCACAAUUUGGAUACUUAGCUAACUACUUAACUAUCUUAGCUUAUUUUUAAGCAUUUCCAAUCUAGAAACAGUUUUUUCACUUCUUCUAAUUCUGCUAUUUUUUUCGAAACAAUCUACUGCAUCUUUGAUGUCAUAUUCCCAUCAAGGCAGAUGUUCGAUCGUCUCUUCUUCUCCGUUACACUCUUUAAAAUAAUUAUCCAUUGUCAUUCUCCAUUUCUAGAGUAUUGUACUAUAUCCAGUGGUUACCCCAAAUAUCUUUUAAAUUUAGUGUUUCGUGAAUGUUAUUAUCUUUUUGUUUCUUGUCCAAGUCGCUCUGGAUAUCAUGUUUAUUCAUAUAUUUUAAUUUUUAGUUUCUAUCACUUGCCUCAAUAGCUUCUUUCAACAAUUUCAUCAUUAGUAAUAACUGUCUUCUUUGGUAACUUUUCAUCACGUCCUACUUUUUGCAAGCCUAGUACUUCCUUCCACUUCAUAGUGUCAAAGUGCCCAGUAAAGACUCAUUUUUGUGUCACUAAUCCAGGAAAAACUACAGUUAUUAAUAAAACCGAAAAAUUAUCAAUGUAUGUAUGCUUGUUGUAGAUGAAUAUCCACUAAGACCUGAUGAAUAUAUCGGGUCCUCUUCUCUACUCAGCUUCCAAAUACUAUAUUUGAAACUAGUAGUCCUUUGUUCCUGAUUCCUGAGGUUUGAUUAAUUAUUUCUGUUUUAUCUAGCAUUUGGUAGCAGCAUUAAAUAUAUGGACGUUUCCUCUCCAGCUUACAAAAUCUGGAGUAUCUUUUUUCCACCAGAUUGAGUUUCUGUAAUGUCAAAUUAGAUGAUAAUGUCUUGUUAGAACUCUUAAAUUAGAAAAUCUGGUGCCCCGUUGGAAAUUUCCUGAUUCCAUUAGGUUUAAUACAGAUACCUUGGCUAAACUGUCUAACCACAAAAGGUAUUUACCAUCUAGGGCACCUUGUCUUACAAAUCUUGUUUACGCUUAAUAAAUCUUGUACUUCACUGGAAUUUUCUUGAUUCCAAUACUUUCAACGCCCAUAUAUCUGGUAUACUGUCCCACAACAGAAGUGGAGGUCGUCCUAACUAUCUAGGACAUUUAUUUAUAAGAAUCCUGUUGUUGUAUGGUCAGUAAAACUUGUCUUCCAUUGGAGUUUUCUUUAUUCCAUUUGUUUUAAUGCUGAUACUUUUGCUAUACUGUCCUACGACAAGUACAAGGGUAUCCUAGAGGAUAUUUUCCAUCUAGGGUACCCUAUCUUACGAAUCUAAAGAUGAGGAGAUUUAAAAUCACUUUAAUGCAGCUGUUGAGGAUGAUUUCAAGGCUCCAAUUGCACACUAGCAAACAAGUCUUUGUACCUUGGAAAGAUUGUUCCUUGUGGUGUUCAGACUAGUUCUAGUACUCGAAACUACUGCCCUGUACAUACAACCCCAAUUUUUUGCUUCAAAGUUGGCUGCACACCAUCUCCUUUUCGUGUUUGUUCCAUAGAAGUUUACUGUCUAGUAUGAGUCCCAGAUAUUUCCCUUCUAAUUUCGACUCAAUGGCUUGACCGGGUAACAUUAACUAGUUAAUUUGAUUAUUUUUUGUGUAUUUAGUUUCUCACCUUAGAAAUGUCCACAAAAUAAAAGAAAAUGAAAAUAUUGUUCGUUUAAGUUUACCAGACAUAAUUAAAAUUAAUUCUUUAAUUAAAUAUUAAUCAAAAUUUCAAAUUCUAAUUACCAAUUAUGCCUUAUUAAGUGAAAUGUCACUUAUUUUCAUAUUAAAAAAAAUUGAUAUACUGCUAUUGAUAUUUUUAUGGUUUUUUAAAUUUUUUUUUAAACGAACAAAGUGAAAAUUUUGAAAAUCACUUUUGAAUUAUUAAAAAUUGUGUAUUCAGAAUUGAUUAUUGAAGUAGUGAUGAAUUUGGCACGUCCAAUAUAAAAUUGAUUUAGAUUUAUAUUUAUUAUUGUAAAAUAAAGUGCUUAUAUUUUACGCUAUCGAUUUGUUGCUUUUAAUGUUAUAUAUUAAUGUUACUAAAUAUUUUAAACAUUAUUUUUACCACGUUUAUAUAUUUUAACUUUACAUUGAACACUAUACACAGUACAUAAUGCCGAUAUUUUAUAUAAAUUCAUUUUAUGUACAAACGUUAUUAAUAAACUAUAACAAUUUUUCA
Diorhabda sublineata is the source of this 6122-nucleotide messenger RNA. Its product is annotated as unc-112-related protein-like. Gene Ontology annotation, molecular function: integrin binding. Lineage: Eukaryota; Metazoa; Arthropoda; Insecta; Coleoptera; Chrysomelidae. Gene Ontology annotation, cellular component: cell-substrate junction. Gene Ontology annotation, biological process: cell-matrix adhesion; integrin-mediated signaling pathway. The coding region runs from base 210 to 2342 and encodes 710 amino acids. The record is from RefSeq and is a predicted model, not a curated record. The transcript is spliced from 9 exons.